Molecule: messenger RNA, 1056 nt
Organism: Patiria miniata (bat star)
Lineage: Eukaryota; Metazoa; Echinodermata; Asteroidea; Valvatida; Asterinidae
Product: tripartite motif-containing protein 59-like
Exons: 2
Coding region: 1-1056 (351 amino acids)
Molecular function (GO): zinc ion binding
Source: RefSeq, a predicted model, not a curated record
AUGGCUAAGAAGGGAGUUCACGGUUCCAGCUUGUGGAAUUUUGCAGAGGAGCACCUGACGUGUUCAAUAUGCUAUAAUCUCUUCGACACUCCAAAGACUCUCGCUUGUUUACAUAGCUUCUGCGAGAAUUGCCUUCUGCAGUAUCAUGACGGCUAUUCAGAAGAACUCCUGUGUCCAGUGUGUCGACAGGCGGAUUCAACUGCGCUGGGAGGGGUGGAAAGCCUAACUACCGAUUUCAAGCUCGUGAACAUGGUGGAAGCGGUGCGGCAAGAGGAUAAGCAAACGGCCCCAUUUUGUUCCGAACACGCUGGAAAACCCUGUAGAGCUUACUGUCAGACUUGCGAAGAGUUGUUGUGUCUGAACUGCCUGGCAGAGAGCGACGACCACAGCGAGCAUGUCUUAGAAGAGGUCAGAGAGGUGGUGGAUGGGAAAAGACAGGCCGUCAAAGACCACAUGCCGCAAUACCAGACUUUCAUGAAAGACAUCGCGGUUGCUCUGAAUCAAACCGACACACUGGAACAAGACUUCGAUUUGGCACUGGACAAAACCAGAAAGGAGGUACAGCAUAAAGCUGAGAUGGAGAUUGCGAAAGUGAAUGCCGCCAAGAAUAUACUCCUCGAUGAACUCCAACAAAUCCAAUCAAAGAGAAAGGAACGGUUCGCUGAGAACAAACUAGAACUCACGGGUAUGAGAAACACUUUCCAGCAGAUUAUCGAUCACUCGACGGAUGCCAUGCAAGAGAUCAAUGACUAUGACUUCAUGAAAAGGUAUCAAAGGCUGAGCAAUGACUUUCAAUACCUUUCUAACAGUAGCCUUCCAAGUAUCGAUGCCAAUGCGUCAUUCUUGAAGUUUGAUCCUUCCACCAGGAGCCUUGAUUCGCUUCUCUUUUCUAGCCGGUGUUAUCGUCAGCGACGGGCCGGGUGCCGCACGUAUCGACUUUUCUCCCGGAAAGAGCAGGUGAACGUCUGCCCACACGCUCAGUUUCUGGUCAACAACCGUGUCCUCAAUAAGUAUGUGCCCUGGGCCUCUUGGGGACUCCUGAAUUUGCACCUCUGA